This is a messenger RNA of Aureobasidium namibiae CBS 147.97, 2067 nucleotides long. RefSeq names its product alpha/beta-hydrolase. Gene Ontology annotation, molecular function: cholinesterase activity. Lineage: Eukaryota; Fungi; Ascomycota; Dothideomycetes; Dothideales; Saccotheciaceae. The record is from RefSeq and is a predicted model, not a curated record. The coding region runs from base 1 to 2067 and encodes 688 amino acids. The transcript has 6 exons.
AUGGCAUCUGUUAAGCAACUCGCUGUUCUGACGGCAGCCGCUGCCUGCCUGCCUUAUGCUUUGGCAGCAGCAAUUGCUCCUUCUCCUUCUGGUCUUUCCAACUCGCAAUCUUCUUUGACAUUGCUUUACCAAAACAAUCUCAACUUCACCGACGAUGUCAACCAUAUCAGUGCUAUCCUGCUGGACCCAUCGACUGUUGCCAAUGCAGCCGCUGGCUGUGCAGCCUUGAAUGAGACCCUCAUCUCACAAUCGGCUCUGCAAGCACACUCUCAGGACUUUGUCAACCAGCUCUCGUAUGCAUUCUAUGCUGGUCGCUCGACACAGGACCAAAAGUGGCACAUCGCGAGUGGACAAACAGUGGAAGUCCACAACAACAAGUUGCAGUUCGCCAAAGCCGGCCCGGGCAAUGUCCUGCCCGUGCUGUGCACCCAGUCCAGCCAGAGCAACACUCCGAGCAAUGCUGUUGCUUCUGCGUCCAACGAAAUCAAGGUUGCGUCCUCCGGAAACACCUAUGUAGGCUUCAGAAACAAGAAGUCCUUCCGUUUCCAGGGCAUACCCUUCGCAGACCCACCAGCUCGUUUCGCCUACUCGACCCUGUACUCCAAGACUGGUCAGACUAUUGAUGCAACCAAGUACGGACCUGACUGCGCGCAGCCGUAUGAGAGCUCCAGCAGUGAGAACUGCCUGUUCGUCAACAUCCAGACUCCUUACAUCCCCAAGGCUGGAUCCAAGAAGAACUUGAGACCCGUCCAUUUCUGGAUCUACGGUGGAGGUUUCACUGGUGGGUCCGGUGCUAGCGCUGGAAGUGAUGGUGGUCAGUUGGCAUCGAGAGAAGACAUUGUUGUUGUCGAGAUCAACUACCGCUUGACCACCCUUGGUUUCCUUGCGAUUCCUGGAACCAACAUCACCGGAAACUACGGUAUCUCCGAUCAGGUUACUGGUCUCGAUUGGGUCAUUAAGAACAUCGCCAGCUUCGGUGGAGACGCCUCUAAGAUCGUUAUUAAUGGUGAAUCGGCAGGCGCUGGCUCUGUGCGUACUCUUCUGGGCUCUCCCAAGGCUAUUGGAAAGUUCAGGGGUUCGAUUGCCAUGUCCAACUUGGGCGGCGGUGUCGACCUUGGCUUGACUGGCAACUAUGCAACAACCUACAGCUCUUUCUUGACCCCUGCCGAGUCGUACGCACGCUCUGAAGCUCUUUUCGGCGAGAUUGGUUGCAACCAGACCACUCUCGAUGCUCGUAUCUCGUGCUUGAGAGCUACUCCUGCACAGACUAUCGUCAAUGCUGCCACUGUUGCCAGAUAUGUGGUCCAAGACGGAACCUAUGUCAACACCGAGACUCUGGACGUGUACAACCACAACGGCAGCGCUGCCAAUGUCAACACUAUCUGGGGAACCACCGCCAACGAUGGUGCAUCUUUCUCGACCUACCCCAAGACUCCUGUGACCAGCGAACUCCAAGGUAUUGAGGUUGCUUUGGGCAUCACGCAGGCAGAGGCACAGUCCAUCAUCGACUCGGGUCUCUUCCCCUACUAUGACACUGGCAACGUGACUCUAGAUUCGUUCAAUGUUUCCCAGAGAGUAGCCACUGACAACCAGUUCCGUGUCGAGUCAGGCGCGUUCAAGACAUCGUACUUCUACCAGAUGCAGAGAACAAGCGGCGGAUAUGAUCCUAACAACCUCGGCGGACCUCCAGUCGAGCCGGGAUACCCUUACGGCAACCCCGAGAAGCCAUACUUCAAGCUUCACGGUUCUGACAUGCCCUGGGUUUUCGGAAACCUCCAACCUCUGCGUGAUGCCAACGACCUCAAGUCCGUGCAGUUGGAGAGUGGCUACUUUGCUUCUUUCGUCCGCACACUCGACCCCAACCCACCAGCCGCCUACCUCCAGGUCCGCGGCUAUACCAACACCACCCAGGGAGUCAAGCAGAGCGGACCCUGGUUGCCCGUUGCCAAUGAUCAGGGCCCGAUGAAGUUGCUCGAUUUCCCUUCGGUGACUUCCGACUUCCAGGACCUGCCUCAGUGCGCUUUCCUCAAGUACCCUAUCAGCUACUACAUCGAUGGUGGUCUGUGA